AUGGAAAAUAGUGAAAAUACCGGUGAGGACAUCAAAAUAACUGGUGGUCGAGUUGGUGCUGGUUGGAGCAUAAAGAAAUUGAUUGCUAAAAAUGGUGUUAUCAGUCACAACAUUAAGAAUGGUUAUAAUAAUUGUUUGGUUUUGGGCUUAUUGAAUGUUAGAUCGAUGAUUUCUAAGGUGGAUAGCUUGUACGAAUUAAUCUUCAAUGGUUUAGAUAUAUUGGUACCAACUGAGACCUGGCACGGAUUACCUGGUAAUGUUUCUGUCAAUUUAGCGAUGCCACCCGGUUAUCGAUUUGUGGAUUUUGUCCGACCGCAUGAUCCUGGUCACGGGAGUUUAAUUGUUUACUUUUGUUCUGAGUUUAUCUACAAAAAGAUUGGUUUACCGUUGUUUGCUACCUUUAAGGUAAUCACAGUGAAACUUGUGAUGGGCGAUAAUGAUUACAUUAUGGUUGCAAUAUACCAACCUGGAUCGGUUCAAAUAACUGCUUCAUUGUUCAGUGAAUUUGUUUCUUUAUUGGAGAAUAUUGCAAUCUGCAUAACUAUAUUACAGAAACAACUCAUGUACUUGGUGAUAUGUUAUCUGGUCAUCAGCUUGCACAACAUUUCGGUUUUGGAAACAACCGUUUUUCCUAGUGAAGUAUAUUCAGACCAUAGUUUUAUUGAAGCAAAAACAUCUGUGCCUAAAAAACGUCGUGAAUUCAUCAGAAAACAAUUCCAGUUAAGCAGGUCUCGGGUAGAAAUGUUUAUGCUGCUUCCUGGUUUGAUAGAAAUUGUCUGCAGGAAAAGCGACAUCGCUGAAAGCUGGAAAGGCUUUAAAGGAAAAGUCCCUCAGAUACAAAUUGAGUAG
Molecule: messenger RNA, 849 nt
Organism: Helobdella robusta
Lineage: Eukaryota; Metazoa; Annelida; Clitellata; Rhynchobdellida; Glossiphoniidae
Exons: 3
Coding region: 1-849 (282 amino acids)
Source: RefSeq, a predicted model, not a curated record